Molecule: messenger RNA, 2551 nt
Organism: Mucor mucedo
Lineage: Eukaryota; Fungi; Mucoromycota; Mucoromycetes; Mucorales; Mucoraceae
Product: mediator complex subunit 25 von Willebrand factor type A-domain-containing protein
Exons: 9
Coding region: 253-2427 (724 amino acids)
Biological process (GO): positive regulation of transcription by RNA polymerase II
Cellular component (GO): mediator complex; transcription regulator complex
Source: RefSeq, a predicted model, not a curated record
GCUGAUUCUUAUAGACAUAGUACUCUGAAUUUGAAGUACGCAAAUCGCCCCAUUGAUAGUCACAACGAUUUUCAGCACAUUUUACCUUCAAAUCCCCUUUUCUAUUUUUUUUCCUUGUUCUCCAGCACUUUAUUCUUUUGUUACCGAUACAUUAAUCACAACAAUAAAAAAACGGCAACCGGCAUUUAGGAAAAAGUACUAUAAAAAGCGGAUAUACCAAACUCUUUAUAUCAAGCGCGUCCAUUAUACACCAUGUCCACACCUAUAACGAACGCAACGCCUCCAAUUAUGACCAACGUAACAACCCCGGGAUCACAUUCCUCGCCAACACCAACUCACCAUCAGUCGCCACAAAUUCCAGUGUCUCAUCACCAAAGAAAAGAAGUUGCUGUUGUCUUUGUUGUGGACGGUACUGCUCGAAUGAAGCCACAUUUCAAUGUUCUUUAUGAAGCCUAUGUUGAGCCAAUCAUAAAGCAGUUGAGAUUACCAAUUGUGUCCGAAGGAGACGAUGGACAAACGAAAAUUAAAGUCACACCUGUUUUGAAAUAUGGACUUGUUGUAUUUGGAGAUUAUGAACCUUUAUCGAUUGUUACUGUAGACCGAAAAUACUUUACUUCGGAUCCAAUUUUAUUUCAGGAUGUAUUUAAAAGCAUAUCAUGUCAACAUGGUGGUAUCAUUAAGAAUGCUGUUAAUGAAGGCAUGGUAGCUGCUUUAGAGUUGUUUGAUAAGUACAAGGAAGAGUUAGACGGAAGAGAGCUUAUACAACAUUGCGUUUUAUUGUCGAAUAGCAUGCCUUAUAAAAUUGGCGCCAAAUGCAAUUUCGCAGAUAAAUAUGAUGGAUUGAAAUUGGAUGAUAUUGGAAAAGAAAUGAAAAGGGCAAACAUAAAACUUUCGCUGAUCUCACCAAAGAAGGAUUGUAAAGAAUUAGAGGAUAUUGUAUCUUUAGUAAACGAUCAAAAAACAGAACUCAACACAAUUGCUGAAACAGCUAUCCCUUCCCAUCUGGUUAAAUUGGCAGGAUUUAAAUUACCUGUUGCACCUCUACCUUCCGCUGUUAUAGAUGCCAAUAAGAAUACACAACCUGCUUUAAAUUCAAGGCCAUCUAUUGGAUCACCACAAUCUACAUCUAGUGAUUCCAGUAAAAAACGAAAAAGAGAUAGUUUACAGAUUAGCUUACCAAAGCCUGUAUUCGAUGCUACCAAAUUAGCCGAAGCGAGUGCUCGUGUCAAUUCUCAAAUUGCUCAAAAGCAACAGGCUGCUCUCAAAAAAGAUAUUGUUGUGAAAAAUGAAAUGAUUCCUUCACCUGUACUUGCAGACCAACCUAUUGUUGUGAACACCCCUCCCAAGUCAUCUCCCAUGAUACAGGCACAGCAACAACACCAAAUACAACAACAGACUCCUCCCCAACAGAUGCAAUUGACUGCUCAACAGCUUCAAAUACAGCAACAACAGCAACAACAACAGUUGCAGCAGUUGCAGCAACAGCAGCAACAGGCACAACAGCAAGCGCAACAAGCACAGCAACAACAGCAAGCGCAACAGCAACAGUCCCCACAACAGCUUUUGCAAUUGCAGCAACAACAACAAGCUCAACAACAAGCCCAACAGCAACAACAGCUGCAACAGCAAUUACAACUGCAACAGAUGCAACAAGCCCAGCAGCAGCAGUUGCAAUUACAGCAACAAGCUCAACAGCAGGCUCAAAACCAACAGCAACCACAACAAGGUCAACCACAGAGACCUCAAGGUGCUCAAUCUCUCGCAAGUCGCAUGCAAAACCCUAUUCAACUUCAACAGUUUCUUUUACAACAGAGAAAUGGGCUUAUCGCUCAAGGGGCAAACCUUACCGCGGCGCAACAAAGUCAAUUACAGAGUAUUCAAGCCGCUCUUUUGAAGUUGGGCGAUCAACUUCGGCGCUCCUCAGCGGCUGGUGGGACUGGUCAACCGGGAGGGUUAAAUCCAGCUACAUCAACCCCACCCACUUCAUCGCCUUUUGCUCAAAACAAUGCUGCUGGCAUGCAAGUUAGACCAAAUACACCAGAUAUGACGGCUGGAGCAAAUAAUAAUGCUAAUGCUUUGAUGCAAAAUCAAAUACAACAACAACAGCAACAACAACAUCAACAGCAGCAUCAACAGCAGCAGCAGCAUCAACAACAGCAGCAACAACAUCAACAGCAACAUCAACAGCAACAUCAACAGCAGCAGCAACAACAACAACAGCAGCAGCAGCAAGCACAACAACAACAACAACAACAACAACAACAACAACAGCAACAACAACAGCAACAACAACAACAACAGCAGCAACAACAACAACAGCAGCAGCAGCAGCAGCAACAACAGCAACAGCAGCAGCAGCAGCAGCAGCAGCAACAACAACAGCAACAACAACCACAACAGCAAAAUGGGCAACACCCACCAAUGUAAUUAGUCAAGACACUUUUUUAUUUUAAUUUUUUUUUUUUACACAAUUUACAUUUGUCCACAUUCUAUCAAUACCAAAAAUAAAAGUUAGAAUCCAUUUGAGCUUUUUUUUCCUUUUAAAAGGAUA